Molecule: messenger RNA, 8043 nt
Organism: Cyanistes caeruleus (blue tit)
Lineage: Eukaryota; Metazoa; Chordata; Aves; Passeriformes; Paridae
Source: RefSeq, a predicted model, not a curated record
AGGUACUGCAUUGACUUUCAGGUGUGUGAGAAAUCACUGUGGCCCACAGCAACCAGUAGGGAAAAAAAAGUCACACUUGCAAUAUGGCACCCGUUUUAGACUGGAAGAAGCUUAUGAAAGUUGAUCCAGAUACUCUGCCUCGUCAAGAGGAACUAGCUGACAGAUUGCUGGAUAUCAUGUUCAAGGUUGAUGGGAAAGACUUAAAAAAUGAAACUCCAGAAAAAAUGAUACACCUUUUUAAAAUUACUCAAUCACUACUGAAGAUGAAAACUCAAGAGGUAGAACUGGCACUUGAAGAAGUUGAAAAAGCGGGGGAAGAGCAAGCCAAAUGUGAAAAUAAUUUUAAAACCAAGCUGAUGAAACUUCAAAAUGAAUUAGAGAUGGCACAAAAAUCUGCUGGUGGUCGUGAUACUCGUUUUUUGCGUGAUGAGAUCCGCCAACUGGAAAAACAAUUGGAGCAAAAAGAGAGACAGUUAACAGACACAGAAAGAGAGUUGGAAAAGGAGAAGAAAGUGAAUGAACAGCUUGCUCUUCGAAUUGAAGAUGCUGAAAAUGAAAACAUCAGAUUCAGGAGAGAGAAUGAACAAUUGCGUCAGGAUGUCGUUGACUAUCAGAGGCAAAUAGAUUCUCAAAAGGAAGCAAUUCAAUCACGAAGAGGGGAGGUUUCUGACUACACAUCACAGCUGUCCAAAAGAAGCUCUGAGCUUGUCCAGUAUUUGGAUGAAAUUCAGUCUGUGUCUACGAGUUUGGCAGAGGUAAUGAAGUUGCUGAGAGAGAGAGAGAUACGUCUUAUUUGCUUGCAAGAAAUGGAGAAGAUGACUGACGAAUAUAGCAAAAUGAAACUGAUUGUGCAACAGUCUGAUAUUCUUAUGGAUGAGUUAAGAAAAGAGAAAGAUCGGUACAAAUUUCAAGUUCAGGAUCUUUCAGACCAGCUGAAAGCAAAGAAUGAGGAAGAUGAUCCACUCAUGGCAGCUGUAAAUGCAAAAGUUGAAGAAUGGAAGAAAAUCUUAGCUUCAAAAGAUGAUGAACUCCUAGAGUAUCAGCAAAUGUUACUUACCAUGGAAGAGAAAAUGAAAAUGGUCCAACUUGAUGUAGACAGAAACAGUAUACUGUCCCUUCAGCAGGGUGUGCAAGAGCGAGAUGCUCAGAUAAGAUUGCUCACUGAGCAAGUUGAACAGUAUACGAAAGAAAUGGAGAAAAAUGCAUUCAUUAUUGAGAAAUUAAAAUAUGAUCUCCAAAAAGAUGAAGGUCACUCAUCUCUUGCUCAGCAGAACCAAAUUGGGGAUAUGCAAGAAAAGUUAAAAAUGCUAGAAGAGAGAACUACAGAGGCUGAGAAAUCAGCAGAAUUGGCAGAAGCACAUGCUAGAGAAAAAGACAAAGAGCUUGUUGAAACUUUGAAAAGAAUGAGAGACUAUGAGCUGGGAAUAUAUGGUUUGGAAGAAGCUGUUGCUGAAAUCAAAGAUUUAAGAAAGCAAGUCAAAAUACGAGAACAUGAGAUUGAGUCAUUAAUUAAGGAAGUCAAUAAACUUGAACUUAAAAUAAAUGACUUCCUUGAUGAAAAUGAAGAACUCAGAGAGCGCUUAGGUCUUGAGCCAAAGACAAUGAUUGAUUUAAAUGAAUUCAGAAACAGCAAAGCACUGAAGCAGCAGCAAUAUAGAGCUGAAAACCAGAUUCUUUUGCAAGAGAUUGAAAGACUAGAAGAGGAAAGAAUUGAACUGAAAAAACACCUUCGUAAGUUGGCUCAGGAGAAAGGAGGAAGAGUUGCAACAAUAGGAUUGGACCCCGAUAAUAUGCAACUGACUGACAGCUUUACUGAAGAAAAGGGAAAGAAUACCAGGAAGUUGGAUUUCUUGAGCAGACAUAACAUUGCUGAAGUAGAAGCAAAGAAUGAAUAUCUUGCAACUGAAUUACGUGAGAGAGAGAGAGAUUUGGAGAAGAACAGGACUGUAAUAGCCAAAUUUCAAUCUAAAUUAAAAGAGUUAUCAGAAGAGAAUAAACAACUUCAACAAGGAAUGAAAGAAAUAUUGCAAGCCAUCAAGGAAAUGCAAAAUGAUUCUAGCAUGAAGGGAGGAGAAACAGCCUUAAUAAUCCCUAGUCUGGAACGCUUAGUUCAUGCAAUGGAGUCAAAGAAUUCAGAGGGGAUCUUUGAUGCUAGCGUGCACUUGAAAGCCCAGGUUGACCAGCUUACAGGACGAAAUGAAGAAUUGAGACAGGAGCUAAAAGAGACUCAGAAGGAGGCAACAAGUUUGUCUAAUCAGCUGGCAAGUGCCAAUGAAAAGAUUGAACAAAUGAAAAAUGAAAUUUGCUUACUACAUCAGUCAGAAGGUGCCAAUAUUGUCUUCCAAACAGUGAAUCUUCCAGAAGGAAUGGCUCCUUCAAGUGUUAAUACAAUUAAUUCUCUGAAUGAGUAUUUAAUACAUCUUACACAGGAACUGGAGAACAAAGAAAAGUUACUUAAACAAUUAGAAGAUGCAGUAGAGGACUACAAGCGAAAAUUUGCAGUAAUUCGUCAUCAACAAGGCUUGCUGUAUAAAGAAUAUCAAAGUCAAAAGGAAAGCUGGCAAAAAGAAUCAGAAAAUAUUAAAGAGGAAAUGAAAAAACUAGAAGAGCAAAAAGAACAGGAUGCCACGAAAAUAAAGGCAUAUUCUAAUUUACUCGAUGCACUUCAGAUGGAUCCUGAUGAAACAAAGAAAGUACUUGCAGAAAAUAAUAGAAAAAUAACUGUUUUACGAGUUAAUGAAAAAUCACUAACAAGGCAGUGCACCACUUUACUUGAAAUGGAACGGCACCUCAGAAAAGAAAAUGAGAAACUAAAGGGUGAAAUAACACAUAUGGAGACUGCAGUUACAGGGAAGAUUGGAAACUUGCAACGAUUCAAGGAAAUGGCUUGCUUUAAGAUUGCAGCUCUGCAAAAAGUGCUGGACAAUAGUGUGCCAUUGUCUGAGCUAGAAGUGGCCAAUAAGCAGUACAAUGCAUUAACUGCUAAAUACAGAGAGAUGUUACAAAAAGAUAAUUUGCUUGUGCAAAGGACAACAAACAUGGAACACAUGGAGCGUGAGAAUGAAUCCUUGAAAGAGCAGAUAAAUUCAUUGAAUAAGGAACUGGAGAUCACGAAAGAAAAACUUCACACUGUAGAAGAAUGAAUUUUUUUGUAUUUUUUUCUUGUAGGGGAUGAAAAUGCCACGGACAAAGCCACAAAAGCAAUAACCAACAGUGAGAUUUUGUCCAUUUCUAAGAAAAUCACUAUGCUGGAAAUGAAAGAGCUAAAUGAAAGACAGAGAGCAGAACAUUCACAACGAAUGUAUGAACACUUAAGGAGUACUGUAAAGCAAAUAGAAGAACGUAAUUUUGAAUUGGAAACAAAAUUUGCUGAGCUCACCAAAAUCAAUCUUGAGGCACAGAAAGUGGAACAAGAUUUAAGAGAUGAACUGUCAAAGAGUGUAAGUAAGGCAGUAAGUGAUGCAGAUAGACGACAAAUUAUGGACCUAGAGAAGCGUGAGAUGGAGCUCAAGAUUGAAGUAUCAAAGUUAAGAGAACUGUCUGAUGUAGCACAAAAACAAGUUGAAGCUCUGGAGGCACGCCAGCAACACAGAGAUAAAGAAGUGGAGUAUCUUAGAAUGCAAAUUUUAGAUUAUCAGGCACAGUCAGAUGAAAAAGCAAUUAUUGCAAAACUGCAUCAAGAUAUCAUAGCCCUUCAAGGUAGUGAGUCUGUUGCUGUGGGCAAAUUGGAGAAGUUUAAAUUGAAACUACAGAAGAUGGAGAUCCAUAAUCUACGUUUAGAGCGGAAACUUGAUGAGAGAGAUCAAGCCUUAUAUUUUGCCCGACUUGAAGGAAGAAAUAGAGCCAAACAUCUACAACAGACAGUUCAGUCUUUGCGGCGACAGUUUAGUGGUGCUCUGCCUUUAGCACAACAAGAAAAAUUCUCUAAAACAAUGAUUCAGCUACAGAAUGACAAACUGAAGAUCCUGGAAGAAGUUCAGCAUGCCCAGCAGGAGCGUCGAAAUGCAGAAAACAAAGCAUUAGAGCUGGAGUUGAAACUGAAAAGUUUAGAAGAAUUAGUAAGUGCAUUGAAGGAUACAAAAGGAGCUCAAAAGGUAAUUGAAUGGCACAUGAAAAUGGAGGAACUCCAUCUGCAGGAACUUAAACUCAGUCGAGAAUUAGUCAAGCAAAAGGAAGAGGUGAAGUAUUUGCGUAAUAUCAUUUCUGAAUAUGAAUGUACAAUCAGCAACCUGGAAGAAGAAAUUGUACAGCAGAACAAGUUUCAUGAAGAAAGGGAAAUGGCUUGGGACCAGAGAGAAGUAGAACUGCAGCACCAGUUAGACCAGUAUGAUCAUCAACAAACUGAAAUACUUAGCACAGCUUUAAAGUUAGAAGAGGCUACAGGCUCUGUUCCAGAUCCUGCUUUGCCAAUCCCACAACAACUUGAGUUGGCCUUAAGAAAGAUUCAGGAACAAAUUCAAACAAUCCUGGAAACUAGGGCAACCUGUGGAUCACUGGAGGAGAAAUUAAAAGAAAAGGAGACUGCUCUGUGGAAAGCUGAACAAAACGUUAUAUCAAGAGACAAAGUUAUAAAUGAAUUAAGACUUCGAUUACCUGCAAUAUCAGGAGAGAAAAUAAUGGCUGACUUUAGCAAACAAGAAGAUGACUCAGAGUACCAUCAUGCCAUGAAAAUUGCUCAUCAAACCAUUGCAAAUAUGCAAGCCAGAUUAAAUCAAAAGGAGGAAGUGUUAAAAAGAUACCAACAUAUGCUUGCUAAAGCAAGAGAGGAACAAGAGGAAAUAGCAAAGAAGCAUGAGGAAGACAUAAGAGUACUACACCAGAAGUUAGAUUUGUACACUGACAAUUCCCUUAAUAAAUUCAAAGAGACUGCUUUGGAGUUAGGGAAAAAGACUUCUAUGUCCCUUUCCAACAGCAAAUAUUUUCAUCACUUAGAGCAAACCGUAGCAGAACAGGAUCAUUCUCUUGCUUCACUUGUUGGAAAAUUAAAGAAAACAUCAUCUGAUUUGGAGAAACAAAAACAAAUUACUGUAUUGAAAAUCAAUGAGUUUGAGAUAAUCAGAGCCCAGCUUCAAGAAAAGCACACACUUGAUGUGGAACAAAUAAAAGAAGAAGCAAAUGAACUGAGGAACAUAUUAUCUGAGAAGGAGAAGGAAUUAGCAAAUGUUAAAGCUGAACUAGAGGUCCAAAAAGAAGCAAAUAAUAGAGCACCCACAGCAACACUGAAAAACCUGGUGGAACAGCUGAAGAGCCAGUUAGCCAUAAAAGAGAACCAGCACAAAGCUUUGAGUAAAGCACUUCUAGAACUCCGAGCAGAAAUGACUGCCAAUGCUGAACAGCAAAUUAUUUCUGCUGCAUCACAAAAAGAGGCAUAUAUGAAUGUCCAAGAGAUUGUUGACAAAGAAACAAAGGGGCUUACGACACAGAUAGAGGAAUUGAAUAAUCAGAUUACAAAGCUUACAGAUAACCUUAAAAUAAGUAAAAGCAAGGAAGCUUCAUUGUCUAAUGAAAGGGAUGAGUUAAACCAAGAGGUUCAGAAGAAAGAAAAAGCAUUUUCUAAAAUAUCGAGGGAAAAAAACGAAAUAGAAAAAGAAAAUGAAGAACUGAAGAACCGGAUUAGGAGGCUAAGCAGUAGCAUUCAGAGCAAAGCUGAUGAACAAAAUCUGAUAGAUGUGCUUCAGAAAAAAAUUAAAAAGUUGGAAAGUGAACUUGAGAAGAAGUGUGAAGAAACAGAAAAGAAGAGUCUAAGAGAAGACAAGACCUCCAAGGAGGAAAUAAUUAGAUGGGAUGAAGGUAAAAAAUGGCAAAUCAAAAUGGAAGGAUUGCGGAACAAACUAAGGGAAAAGGAAAAAGAAGCAGAUGCUUUAUCUAAACAGCUGAAUACAUUGAAAGAAAUUUAUACAAAGACUGAAAAAGAGAAAGUUGCUCUACAGAAGAGACUGAAAACUACUGGUGUCACUGUUGACCGUGUUGUUGGAGUAAGAGCCACAGAAACUGAAAAAGAAGUGGAAGAACUAAGAAAAAGGAAUCUAGAGUUAGAAAAUGAAGUUGCACACAUGAGAACACUGCAAGCAAUCCCACGAGACUCUGUUGUAGAAGAUUUACACUUCAAAAAUCAAUGCCUCCAGGAAAAGCUUCAUGCAUUGCAGAGACAAUGUUCAAGAGAGACAUUUUUGAGACCCUUGACAUCAGGAAUAAGAUCAGGUGAUCAGUAUCGAAGAGAACAAGAAGUUUUAAAGGAGAAUUUCAGAUUGUCAUCUGAAAACAUUGAGCUAAAAUUCCAGCUAGAGCAGGCCAAUAAAGAUUUGCCAAGACUAAAGGACCAAGUAGAUGACUUAAAAGAAAUGUGUGAACUUCUCAAAAAAGAGAAAGCAGAAGCUGAACGAAAGCUGGGCAGCAUUAGAGGGGCUGGUAGAAGUGGAAAGACAGUCCCAGAACUGGAAAAAACAAUUGGCUUGAUGAAAAAGGUUGUUGAGAGAGUCCAAAGAGAAAAUGAAGAACUAAAAAAAGCUCCAGCUGUGGUUUCUAAUGAGAAAUUACUUGGUCUUGAGCAGGAAAAUGAGAGGCUAAAGUCUGAAAUGGAAAAAAUGAAACUUGAUCUGGAGGGCCAGCUGAGUGUGCGUUUUGAAUCUAAAACCAAAGCAACGGAAAAACUCAUUACUGAAAAUGAAAGACUGCGUAAAGAACUGAAAAAGGAAGCUGACAGUGGAGAGAAGCUACGAAUAGAGAAGACUAACUUGGAGAUAUUAAAUGAGAAGUUAAAUGUACAGCUGGAGGAAACCAUUAAGAAGCUAAAUUUGGCUGAGAGCCAGCUUGAUGGAGCUGACAGCAGAGGCUGGAAGUCCAUUGUAACAAGAAUGCAGGAAACUAAGUUGAAGGAAAUGGAAACAGAUAUUGCUAAAAAAACCCAAAGCAUUGCUAACCUUAAAAGGCUGCUUCAGGAAGCAACAGAACGUGAGCACAACGCUGAUAAAAAUUUACAAGACCUGAAAGAACAAAUUGAGCAUCUCAAACAUCUUCCUGAAGGUUCAGGGUCAGAGGAAAACAUCAUCAAGGAGCUUCAGCUUUUAAGAUUAACUAAUAAUCAAUUAGAGAAAGAAAAAGCAGAACUAGUGAACCAGAUGGAGGAUUAUAAGCAGGAAAGACAAACCUCUACAAAUGAAGGUCCUGCAGCUGGACAUAAUGAAACUUUAGAGAAGGAUAAAAUUGAUAAACUAAUGACAGAAAUGGCUGACCUCCAGUCACAGCUCGAAGUUUCAGAGCUUGAAAAACAGCAAUUAAAGGAAGAGACAAAAGAGCUAAGAAGAGAACUAGAAACCUAUAGUCCUUCCUUUUUUGAAGAACUUGAGGACCUAAAAUAUAACUACAAAGAAGAAUUAAAAAAAAAUAUUAUCUUAGAAGAGAGAUUGAAGCACCUUUAUGAAGAGUUUGGCAUUCAGAAUAAUCCAGAUAACAGUUCUGUUGACUGGGGUAGUGUUCAGUAUCCUCAUCAUUGAUAAACACGGACAAUUUCAUUUUUUGUAUCUUCGAACUGUACAAAUCUCUUAAAGUUAUGUGAGUUUGCACACACCUAAGAGUGCAGAAUUGGAUUAUUCAACAGUUCAUGGUCACUAUACACAACAGUCAAAAUAAAAGUGAGUUUUACCUGUCCCAGCUCCUGUGCAAUAAUGUAUUUUAAUUCAGAACAGUUAAUUUGGGUAAUAAGGUGUCAGGUGAAAUUGAAACCUUGGGCUUCUCUUAGAAGUUAAUAAUCCUUUAAACUGUCAGCAUACUAAGUAUGCCAAGUCCCAGAUCAGUAAGAAUACAUAAUUUGCUCUUGUCCUGUGCAACCAUAAUGUUUAACUCUGAACUCAGGGUCAGUGUGCUAGAUGUGUGUUUUUACGUCCCUGGUUAUUUUCACCUCAGUGUUAAAAAAUCCAAGAACUGAAAAUGAAGCUAUACUAUUUGAGCCAAAACACUGGGAUUUUUGUACAUAAUUGAUUUUUUUUUAAUAUUGCUGGAUGUAUACUUUUAUAGCAGAGAUGAAAUAAAGCCAACUCAAAUGAU